GGAGCAACAUCGCCCUUUCCUCAUCCUGCCCUUCUGCAACUUUACAGGGCUACAGAGUUGGUGCAACAAGUCUCACCUCCCAGAUUCCUGUAAAGCACCUGGCCCAAUCUGUUACCUAACAACCCAGACAGCGUCAUCUCACCUGUUCUUACCCUUUCUUGAGAACACUGGGGCAGUAUUAAAGCCCAGACCACUACGCCAACUACCGCAUCUGAGCCGUUCCCAGGAACCAGGAGCCACUGCCUGGGAUUCAGACAUUCUGCAAGCAACUUUCAGCAGCACUGACAGCCACCAUGAAGGUGACAAUCUCCUUUCUCUUCCUGUUGCUGCCACUGAUUCUGAUGUCCAUGGUCUCUAGCAGCCCAAAUACAGGGGUCGCCAGAGACCACAGGGACAGACGCCAGGCUUCUGGGAGGUGGCUGCAAGAAGGCGGCCAAGAAUGUGAGUGCAAAGAUUGGUUCCUGAGAGUCCCUAGAAGAAAACUCAUGACAGUGCCCAGGCUGCCAAAGAAGCAAUGUCCCUGUGAUCAUCUCAAGGUCAAUGUGAAGAAAAUCAGACACCGCAGGCACCAGAAGAAGCCAAACAAGCACUUGCAAGCCUGCCGAGAAUUUCUCAAACAAUGUCAACUAAGGAGCUUAGCUCUGCCCUUGUAAGGGCUCUGAACGGAGCCUGCAAAAAGUCAAACCUGUCAAAAAGGCAGCAAAGGCAGCAAGCACUCCUAGAGCACACCCUUCCCCUCCCCACACCCAGGAUCAAUCCAGUGCCCUAAAGGUAUUUUCCCCCAACAUCACUUUGAUGAUUGCUCCUUCUGCUGUUUUCUUUUCUUUUCUGGUGCCCUCCCUCUCACCCAGCUUUAAGCUUUAAUUACCCAAUUACCUGGAAGAGACUAGGAAACCCAUCCUCCUAGCUAGUCUCACUGGACCUUAAAUAUAAUCAAGAAAAGUAACAGGGGGGCCGAGGAUUUAGCUCAGUGGUUCUGGGUCAAGUGCAAGGACCCCAGUUCCAU
This is a messenger RNA of Fukomys damarensis (Damara mole-rat), 1006 nucleotides long. RefSeq names its product C-X-C motif chemokine ligand 17 (gene Cxcl17). NCBI's taxonomy places the organism in Eukaryota, Metazoa, Chordata, Mammalia, Rodentia, Bathyergidae. The coding region runs from base 294 to 653 and encodes 119 amino acids. The transcript is spliced from 5 exons. The record is from RefSeq and is a predicted model, not a curated record. Gene Ontology annotation, biological process: positive regulation of monocyte chemotaxis; negative regulation of inflammatory response; positive regulation of macrophage chemotaxis.